AUUUUAUACUCGAAUGCACUCGAUGUAAACAAACUCAUAACACGUGAAUCCUUUGGCUUGAAAUUAUUGCCCUUGCUUAUUAUUAAUUUUCAUAUCUAGUGUGUAUUACCGCUGUGACUGAGUGUAACACACAGCAUGGAUGAACUACCAAGUUCUUGCAGCUACCUUGCUCUGGGAGCAGCACGAAUCAGAGAGAUUAAGGCCAUUGUAGACAAGUUGGACAACUGUGAGCAUGGUGGCAGAGCAUUUCAAAAUUUGCCACGUCACAUGCAGAGAAGAACAGUUUCAGCAAAUCCAAAACGUUUGCCUCAUUACCUCAGAGAUCGGCAUAUGAGGGAGGGAGGUGCAAAUGUCAAGACUACCAAGCGCCCAAAGAAGAAGUAUCGUCAUCGCCCCAACAAUCUUUUGGCAGAGUAUAAUCGACGCCAGUCAGAAUACCUCUGGUUAGAAACACAUGUUUGGCAUGCCAAGCGAUUCCAUAUGACAAGAAAAUGGGGUUAUGCACUUUCAGAAACACCUACCAUGAAAGGCUACCGAUCCACACUAAGAGCUGCAACGAAAACAUGCACAGUCCAAGAUGUCUCCUAUUUGUGCUGCAUUGAACUAGAAGGAACAAGAGCAUCUCUGCUAGCUGGUCUAGCACCCAUAACUCAGUCCCUAGAUUUGGUGAAGUUAAAAAGUCCAGAAGUUCUGCAGGGCAAGAGAUGGAUGUCUUUGGUUCUCUUCAUGAAAGACAAGAAGCCAUAUGGAGCUCUCGGCAGUGUUGAUAUCCUGUGGCAUCCCAAGCCAGGAAACCACCAAGAUGUUGAAGAGACAGAGAAUUCAAAGCUUUGGCUUUGGGUCCAUCCAUCAGCUCACAUUCAGGUUGUGAAUUUGCUGAUAGAGACAUAUAAUCUGAAAAAGAAAUUAGAUGAAGCAGAUGAUGUAAUCCAGCCAAAAGAUCAGGAAAAGAUUUUAUUAGAAGAGUCAAAAGGAGGUGAUAGCCCCAUGGAAAUAGAGGAAAUUAAAGGGGAACCAAUUACUGAAAGUAAAGACACAGAAGUACCAGCAGGAAUUUCAAACAGUGAUACACCUGUUCACAAAAUAAAUGGUAAAAAGGAUAAAAUAAAAGGAAAUUGUCACUCCACCAAGAAAAAUGUAAAUGAAUCAAAAAUUGCCAAAAAGAAUGUUCCCUUUGUAAGGACACCAAAGUAUAAUUCUCCCAAUUCCUCUGUGAAGAUGACAUUGCUCAAAGAUACCAUAAACAGAUUCUGUGUAACAGGACCCAAGUCUUACAGUGUUUUAAAUGCUUCUCUUUACCCUGCUGAUCUAACACUUAGCAAGAAGGAUAACCUCAAGGAUCAGUCGUGGUGGCAUAAAUAUUACCAUGACGAAGACCAGCAAAUGAUCUACAAGCAUCAAUUAGAAACUUGGAAAUCCUUUUCUUCCUGCACCCCACCUCCCCACACUGUUCUUCCCAUGACCAUACGUGACCCCAGGAUCACCUUACCUCACAAAAAGCUACCUCUUAAGACCUCUGAUCCUGAUACUAAUGUUCAAGUGGAACCAUCAGGCUGGCCAGUAGAGAGCCCCAUUUUUGACAACAGACUCAGAGAUGAAGUAACACUGACCAAAGAAGAAGACAGCAUUAUCAACAAAAAACGUUCGAAGAUGCUGGUUCCAGGAGAGAGAGCCACGGAAGACCCAGAUGAAGCUAAGCUGCCAAUUUUGUUGAUGUCAAGGCCACCAACCCACUCAGCUGGACAUGGUGCUGGAUGGGACCUAUUGAUACCAGCAGGAUGGGCAAUGAGUGUUUGGAUGUCACUGAUCUUUUGUGGUGGAGUUGCUGUUGGCCUCAAGGAGUCAUUAAACCUAGUGAUGGAGGCUCUCACCCCCUUACCCCCAUUCCUAAUGCCUGACACGCCAUCAGGAGAAAUAUAUUCCACUGAGGAAGGGCAGGAGAGGCAAGAAGAAUAUUUCAAAAGACCUCCUAGUGCAAGGCACAACUUCAUAAAGUUAGGUGUGCAAUAUCCUUUUUCUGCACCUUGGAGGAGACUGAUCAGUAACUGGAAGGAGGGAACAGGGGAUUUCUUUGUCCUUAGAGAUAUAGCUUUACUGAAUAAGCUAGCUGGAAUUUGUGGAGAUGCUUCCAAUAGAAUCAAGGCCAGAAACAUAGGGAAGAAAAGAAAAGCAAUUGCCGUAUCACAGACUGUUCCCUAUAAAUCAGCUAAGAUAGACCCCUACCUUGAGACCAUCACAGAAUGUAAAGUCACAGAAGAGGAAUCUGGUUUAGACACAUUCUCUGCCACUGCAGUAGAGGACGUGGUGGGAACUCUUCGGAAAAUAGAUACACGGUGUUUAGUGAUGGUGAGGUUACAGUUGGAAGGCAAAGGUACCUUAGAACCUUGUGCUAUGAUAUGCCUACCACAACUAGAAGACCUUAAAGACAGACUAAAGCCAGAAAAAAACAUGGAUCAAAGUAACAACCUCCAUGAGCCACAACAUACAGAUACCAGAGCUGAGCAACGUGUGCAGCUGAGAGAAGAACAUAAGAAGAUUGGGUCUAAAUUACAACGACUCAGAAAGAAAGCCAGGGCAAAAGUAUCAGAAGAGCAUGACAUAACGAAUGUAGCUGAUACGUCACUUGCUAAGAAAAUCAGUGAAGCACUUGAGAAAACUGAAGUGGAAAAUCGGGAAAUCAUAGCCAAGUUUUCAUCCUACCAAAAAACAAUGGAGGAUUUAUGGUUGAUGCCAAGAGAAGACCCUCUUCAGUGCUGUUCACGGAAAAUCAUGGGUUACAUCACCCAAGGGACUUUCUGCCUCACCCUUGGAGUCAGUGGCGGUGUUGGCUGGGUCGCACUAGAGCCUCUGAUGCAGCUGCUGCUCAUGCACGAGAAAUUUUACUCAGAGACAAGCGAAAUUAAUGAAUUACAAAACUCAUGUAGAAAAGGGAAGUCUAGGUCAUCCCAUUCUGUUUUGGUUAGGUGUCCAAGCACUUCCCAUUAUCAGUGGGCAGGGCUGACUAUAGUUGUUCAGCCAGAGUAAUGUUCAUGAUAUGUCUUUCACUUUCAAAUUGGAAAAUCACCCUUUAGGUAUAUGAAAUAUAAGAAUGGUUAUAUAAGACAUUCCAUUGUGGAAUGUAGUUUUAUUUUUAUUUUUAUUUUGUUAGGUAACAAAAGGGAAACAGAUUUAAAAGUUAUCUUAUAUAUCAUAAUGUUUCAAAAAUAAAUAUUUUGUUGAAGAAAAUAGUACAUUUCAUUA
This is a messenger RNA of Penaeus monodon (black tiger shrimp), 3240 nucleotides long. RefSeq names its product ribonucleases P/MRP protein subunit POP1-like (gene Pop1). Gene Ontology annotation, biological process: tRNA 5'-leader removal. The record is from RefSeq and is a predicted model, not a curated record. Lineage: Eukaryota; Metazoa; Arthropoda; Malacostraca; Decapoda; Penaeidae. Gene Ontology annotation, cellular component: nucleolar ribonuclease P complex; ribonuclease MRP complex.